Molecule: messenger RNA, 2355 nt
Organism: Pygocentrus nattereri (red-bellied piranha)
Lineage: Eukaryota; Metazoa; Chordata; Actinopteri; Characiformes; Serrasalmidae
Gene: nelfa
Product: negative elongation factor complex member A
Exons: 11
Coding region: 42-1670 (542 amino acids)
Biological process (GO): negative regulation of transcription elongation by RNA polymerase II
Cellular component (GO): NELF complex
Source: RefSeq, a predicted model, not a curated record
CCCGCUAAAAUGCCUGCACCGAUUCUUCGUCUCUCUCCAAGAUGGCGUCGAUGAGGGACAGCGACACCGGCCUGUGGCUUCAUAACAAAUUGGGCUCCACGGACGAGCUGUGGACGCCGUCCAGCAUCGGCUCUCUGCUCACAGUGUCGGUCAUCGACAACAUACGGCUGUGCUUCUCCACGCUGUCGCCCGCCGUGAAGCUGAAGCUGCUGCUCGGCAUGCUGCACCUCCCGCGCAGGACCGUGGACGAGAUGAAGGAAGCUCUGUCGGAGAUCAUUCAGUUAGCCACUGUAGACUCAGAGCCAUGGGUGCUAAUGGUGGCAGAUAUCCUGAAAUCGUUCCCUGAGACAGGUUCUCUCAAUUUGGACCUGGAGGAGCAGAACCCCAACGUGCAGGACAUCCUAGGAGAGCUUCGAGAAAAAGUGAGUGAGUGUGAGGCAUCUGCCAUGUUGCCUCUUGAGUGUCAGUAUCUGAAUAAGAGCGCUCUGACCACGCUGGUGGGACCCCUCACACCCCCCAUCAAACACUUCCAGCUCAAGAGAAAACCAAAGAGCGCCACCCUCAGAGCUGAGCUCCUCCAGAAAUCUACAGAAACUGCACAGCAGUUAAAAAAAACUGCAGGAGUGCCUUUCCAUGCUAAAGGAAGAGGACUAGUCAAGAAGAUUGACACCACAACACCACUAAAGGGGAUCCCCAAGGCUCCAUUCCGCAGCCCCACAACCCCCAGCAUGUUCAGCCCCCCCAGCAACAGAACGCCAAUCGCCCCGGCACGCACACCCCUGCGCAAAGAGAGAGGAGUGAAGUUAUUAGAUAUCUCAGAGCUGGACAUGGUUGGAGCAGGCAGAGAAGCCAAGAGGAGAAGAAAGACAUUGGAUACAGAAGCAGGAGAGAAAGCGGCCAAAGAGGAGGCAGUGGUGGAGAACGCUACACCAGAUUAUGCUGCCGGCCUGGUAUCUACACAGAAAUUGGGGGCUUUAAACAGUGAGAGUGCCCUACCAUCAACCAGCUACCUCCCAGCCACACCCAGCAUGGUGCCCUCAUCCUCAUACAUUCCCAGCUCAGAGACGCAGCCGGCCAACGCAGGCGGUUCGGGGCGUGAUGCUACAAACCGGCAGCCCGAGGAGUCCACAGCGACUGGUGCUGCUGCUUCCACACUGCCGGGCCAAUUCAAACAGAGACCGCCCAUGUACAACGCCAGCACUGCGAGCCCCACAGCCCCAACCUCUCCCACCACGCCCACCAGCACGCCUCUCAACAAUGCCCCAGCUCCUGCUGCCACAGCAACACAAGCAGACACGGCCACGCCGCCGCCCACCAACACAGCUCAGCCAGCACCCACACCAGCCCCCCAGCAACCGCAGCCCAAAAAGAACCUGUCGCUUACGCGAGAACAGAUGUAUGCUGCACAGGAAAUGUUCAAGACUGCAAACAAAGUCACUCGACCAGAGAAAGCUCUCAUCUUGGGCUUCAUGGCAGGAUCAAGAGAGAACCCAUGUCCAGAGCAGGGUGACAUCAUCCAGAUCAAGCUGAGUGAGCACACGGAGGUUCUUCCAAAAGCAGACGGUACAGGCAGUACCACCAUGCUGGUGGACACUGUGUUUGAGAUGAACUAUUCUACAGGCCAGUGGACACGGCUCAAAAAAUACAAACCCAUCACAAAUGCCUCGUGAAGGAGGACUGUCUUUGUACUCACACACACUUACACAUACAUGUAUACAAACAUUCACACACAUCACAUUUGUCUCCUUAAGAAGACAAAUGUAAAAUACACAAAAUGCACACAAAAAAACAAGUGACCGACAAGUCAAGUACAUGCUCUGGUUCAUACAGACAGGAUGUGGGCCAAAUUGUGAAUGACUGGCACUAGGGUUAACCUUUGGGUGGGUUUAACUGGAGUGAGAUGGACUUACUGUUUUGGCUGACCUCACUUCCUGUCUAUGUUCCUGCAUUGCCAAAAGCCAGGGACCUUUUUUCUUUAUUAUGUUUUUUUUUGUUUUGUGCUUUGUAAUGUUUCUUCAUUUUUAUGGCCCUUUUGAGAAAAAAAUCCUCCCCAGAAAUUCCAGAUUGUGUGUGAAAAUGGAGCAGAGGUGGGGUUCUUGUUCUGGAACGCUUUGACCUUCUUUAAUUGACAGCUGUCAAAGGCAUCACAAGGCAUAAGCACUGUCUAAACACAGGAAAAUGUCCACCUGUUUCAGUGUGAGAAUGUAAGAAAAUAAUUACAUUUGCAAAAAAAAACCACAAGAUGGACUUUGCUGCCUUUGCUGGUUACGUUUUUUUGAACAGCUCUGGAGGAUGUUUGUUUUUCAGCUUCACAGAAGAAGGGAAGAAAUAAAGCGCUACAUGUCCAGACCUGAA